Messenger RNA from Brassica rapa (field mustard), 576 nucleotides. Its product is annotated as NADH-ubiquinone oxidoreductase 20.9 kDa subunit. Gene Ontology annotation, cellular component: respiratory chain complex I. The record is from RefSeq and is a predicted model, not a curated record. NCBI's taxonomy places the organism in Eukaryota, Viridiplantae, Streptophyta, Magnoliopsida, Brassicales, Brassicaceae.
ACAGAGUCUCCCCCUGCUUCUGUUGCAAUUGAAUAAACCUAAGAGAGAGAGAGAGAGAAGAAGAUAGAUUCACAGCUCGUAGCAGAGAUUCGCAGAUCGAUCGAAGAUGAACACUGACAUCACCGCCUUGGAGAAGCCCCAGUACCCCGUCGUCGAUCGGAACCCUCCAUUCACGAAAGUCGUCGGAAACUUCAGCGUCCUCGAUUACCUCCGUUUCUCCACCAUCACCGGCGUUUCCGUCACCGUCGGCUACCUAUCAGGGAUCAAGCCAGGGAUCAAGGGACCGUCGAUGGUGACGGGAGGACUGAUCGGACUCAUGGGAGGGUUCAUGUACGCUUACCAGAACUCCGCGGGGAGGCUCAUGGGCUUUUUCCCUAACGAAGGCGAGGUCGCGGCUAGUCACCAGAAGCGUGGUGGUUCGUUCAAUUGAAAAAAAAAAACAAUCUUUUUUCUUGUAAUUGGAUUGAGUUUUUUUUCUCUGAUAUUAUUGCUGUUUUGAGGAUACGUUUGUUUGCCUCUGUUUGUCUGUUAUGAUGACUUAUGGUUAAUAAAAAAAAAACUGAGCUUUCUCGCUAA